This is a messenger RNA of Henningerozyma blattae CBS 6284, 2175 nucleotides long. It is a transcript of the gene RSM22, whose product is annotated as tRNA methyltransferase RSM22. The transcript has a single exon. The record is from RefSeq and is a predicted model, not a curated record. Gene Ontology annotation, biological process: translation. Gene Ontology annotation, cellular component: mitochondrial small ribosomal subunit. NCBI's taxonomy places the organism in Eukaryota, Fungi, Ascomycota, Saccharomycetes, Saccharomycetales, Saccharomycetaceae. Bases 1 to 2175 code for a protein of 724 amino acids. Gene Ontology annotation, molecular function: structural constituent of ribosome; methyltransferase activity.
AUGAUACGUUUAUACCACUAUAACAAAAUAUUUCUACGGAGAGCAUUACGCUGGAAUUCCAAUCUAACAAUCAACAAAAAAUUAAAUAUAGGUCAUCUAAAUCUUGAGAACAACUCUGAACAUUGGGAGUUAGUUGAGGACAUUGCAAGGAAGGACACGAUUGAUCGAAGUAAACUACUAGAAAGAUACAUCUCUAAUAGUGACCAUAAUGAGUUAGAUUCCGAUUCAUUUUCUAGAUUUGAUCCCAAAACUUUAAAAGGUCAUACCCCUCGUGACUCUGUUCAUCUAAACCCAGAUGUUGCCAAAGUUAUUCAAAAUAAUAUCUUAUCCUUGCAAAUACCGGCUAAUAUAAGAAGAUCAGCUUCCAAUUACUUUGUCUAUUUGCAUAAACAUUCGGUACAUAAGCCAACUUCCACUAAAAUGGAGGUUGAUGCACAUAUUGCUGCAUUAUUCCUACAUAACUACACCUCUAUAUAUCAGGCUUUAGCAGAAUUGAAAAAAAGAAUUGGUACUGAGAAUUUCAAACCACAACGUAUACUAGAAGUAGGGUAUGGACCUGCUGCUGGUAUUAUUGCAUUUAAUGAUAUAAUGGGACCCGGAUAUAGACCUGAAAAGAAAGACGCAGUUAUUCUAGGCCAUCUAGAUAUGCUGAGAAAGGCAAAGCUCAUAUUAAGUCGUCAAUAUAACGAGAUACCGAAUGAAUUAUUGGUUCCAAAUACAAAAAUAAAAUAUGAUGAAGCCGUAGUUGAGCAAGAAACAGAUAAUGAAAACUUAAAUGAACUGAAUAAUGAGCCUGAUGUAAUACAAUCUUCAUCUGAAUCAGAUGAUUUAAUAGGGGAAGUAAUGAUAAAAAAAAUUAAAAUAGUUACCAAUUUAAACUCAAAGAUCCCUGCCUCUGGUUCGUAUGAUUUGAUUAUUUUAACUCAUCAACUGUUGAGAGAUGAAGAAAGAUUUCCAGCACAAGUUGAUCAACUGACUACACAUUAUUUGAGUUUAUUGAGCCCUGGUGGUCACCUUAUUAUUAUUGAAAGAGGAAACCCAACAGGAUUUGAAAUUAUAGAAAGAGCUAGACAAAUUAUGUUAAGACCUGAAAAUUAUCCAGAAGAAGAGGGUAAGAUUCCCCGACCAUGGCUACGUGGGUCUUCUGUUAAAUCGACUACCUCAUCUAAGUACAAGGACACUGAGCUUGAAUUUUUUGAAGAUUUUGAAGUUUAUGAUUCUAAGGAUUUGGACAAACAAAUCUCCAUGUCAGACUUGGAAGAAUCUAAUAAUAAUAUUUGUAAGGAUGAAAUUGCAAAUGAAACUACAAAUGAAGCUACCAAGGAUGAAGUUGAUUAUCAUAUAAAGGUAAUCGCACCUUGUCAGCACCAUAGUAAAUCACCUUUACAAAUAGGAAAUCCAAAGUAUUACACAACAAAGGAAGGUAAGAAUUUGAAAAUAAUCACCUUCCAAAAAACAGUUCAAAGACCAAAAUUCACUAUGGAAUUAAAGAAAGGUAAAAUAUUAGCAACUAAGUGGGCUAUGCCACUAGAUGGUAUCGGAAUGGAUAAUAUCGCACAGCCCGGUACAGGAAGGCCUAAUGGUAGGAACUAUGAAAAUGUCAAUUAUUCAUACCUGAUAAUUCAAAGAUCAUUAAACGACAAGGAGACAAUAAAGCAAAUAAAUGAAGAUCGCGAGAAUGGUCGACCAUCGAAAUCGAAUGAGGAAGAUACUUGGCCAAGAAUCAUUGGUCCACCAAUGAAAUCAAAAGGUUUUGUAAGCUUACAAGUUUGUACACCACUGGGAAAAAUAGAGAAAUGGAUCAUCCCUAAAUCCUAUUCUAAAAUUGCAUAUCAUGAUGCUAGAAAGGCUAUAAAGGGUGAUUUAUGGGCUCUAGGAGCUAAGACUAAAAUCCCAGGUAUUGGUGGUAUUAACGUGGAAAAAUUGGAAAAAGCUUGGAAGCAAGAAUUAAAAUUAAAGAAAAAAGAAGCCAAAAGAAAAGAUUAUAAGAUAUCUGAAAUGAAACAAUCAUUUGAUGAUGAUUCAAGCAUUCCCGAUUCUAGUGCAUCUACUGAAGAUAGAAUUACAUACUUAGACAAUAACAUCAAAAAGAUGGCAAAAGUUUAUGAGCAUGAAUUUUAUCAAGCUAACAGAAAGAAAGAUAAAAAAUAUAAGAAGUCCAGACCCCUAAUAUGA